GUUUUAUUUCGCAAUUUCUCAUUUGCAUAUUACUGACCUUGAAUUUUUUCCUUUUUAUGUAACACUGCUUUGCACGAUACAUUGAAACCAGUUUCCUUAACGAAAGUUAAGGUUCAUUCAGUGAGAAUUACAGAUUUCUUUUAGACAUGUAGGCAAUAAUUCCACCUCCUCUCCAAUCAUAUUAUUUCUUCGUAAAUCAAGCCAAUAACGUUAAUCAUUUUUUCAUUAAAAUAAAUUUCUCUAUGAUCUAAAAGCACAUCUAAUGCUCGGAUGUUUGAUAUCCCGUUUCUAUUUACAGUUGCUGCAUAUUUUAAACUGCAUACAUUCAAGUAGUUUUAAAUAAACUUGCAUCCGAGAAAUUAGUUUUAUACAUGUUUGUUACAAGUGUUAAAAAAAUAUAUAGAAUAAUAUAUUUUAAAAUGGAGCAUAUGUAUAUUCUUCUUCUAAGUUCUCUUUGCAGAAGCGUAGUGACCUCUUUUAUAUAUCUGUAUUGCGCAUGCUGUUUGUACCUAUAGUUUGACGCCAGUUAUGAACGGCAUACUAGCAUUUAAAGAGGUGCUCUUGGCAAAGAUACUCUCAGUGGUUUGCCAUUGCUUUCCGAGAGGAGACACGAGCGUCAUUACGAAACUUUUGGAAGGUUUGGGAUUAUAUAGUACUCCUUCACGAAUAUUAAAAAUGAUAAGACAUCGAGGUAACUUGAGUUUGCUCAGCUGCGUUGUAUUCUUCGCGUUCAGCGCGGUGCAUGCCGGUGCACCGAUUGUACGUACGCGGAAUGGCACGUUGGCGGGUUUAAUGAUGCAAACCAGACAAGGAAAAGAUUUCGUCGGAUUCCGAGGAAUUCCCUACGCCAUACCACCUCUCGGCGAACUCAGAUUCCAGCCGCCGAAGCCUGCGGCCGCUUGGGACGGCGUACGAUCCGCUAAGGACGACGCCGAGAUAUGCGUGCAGCGGAACUACUUAACGAAUCAAGAAGAAGUCGUAGGCGUCGAGGAUUGCCUUUACCUAAACGUCUACACACCUAAAGUACCAUCGGACGAGGAAGCGGCAACGUUCCACCGGUUUCCGGUUAUGAUCUGGUUUCACGGUGGCGGAUGGUUCACCGGUGCCGGUCACUCCUUUUUUUACGGACCCAAGUUUUUGUUGGACCACGAUGUCGUUCUGGUCACCGGGAACUAUCGACUUGGAUCGCUGGGUUUCUUGAGCACGGAGGACAUGGAAUGCCCAGGUAAUGUAGGCAUGAAGGAUCAGGUGCAAAUCAUUCGAUGGGUGCACGAGAACAUUGUCUUCUUCGGCGGUGAUCCGAAUAGAGUGACCAUCUUCGGUGAAAGCGCGGGCGGUGCAAGCGUGCAUUAUCACAUGAUAAGUCCUCUCUCUCAAGGUCUUUUCCAUCGUGGAAUUGCUGAGAGCGGCACAGCUUAUUGCCCGUGGGCGUUUAUAAGGCCAGGAUUGGCAAAAAAAAAUGCUAAUAUCAUGGGUGAACAUUUAAACUGUCCUACUGAAAGCUCCAAAGAACUGAUCGCUUGUUUACGUACGAAGAAAGCCACCGACAUUAUUGACACCGAUCGCGUUUUCCGGAUCUUCAGUUACGAUCCGAUAGUAUCUUUCGCACCGGUGAUCGAGCCCAAUCAUCCAGGUGCCUUUUUAACGGAAGAUCCUAUAAUCUCUACGAAACACGGUCGAAUCGCUGAUAUACCUUGGAUGUUGGGAGUCACAUCUGAAGAAGGAACCCUAAGAGUACCAGCUCUUCACAAUUGGGACAAUGGUGAACAAGUGAAGAAAUUGAAUAAGGAAUAUAAAAAGAUAAUGCCUAUCACUUUGAUGUACGAGAACACAUGUCCUAAAUCUAUACAAAACGAUGUGUCCAGCAAGAUCCGCGAGUUUUACUUCGGUGAUCGUGCCAUUGACAUAUCCACCACAUUCCAAACCAUUGACAUGUAUAGCGACUCUUUGUUUAUUCACCCGGUUUACAAAUCUGUACGAGAUUAUCUCGAUACUCAAUCCUCACCUAUUUAUUUUUAUUACUUUACGUACAAAGGAACCUCGUCCUAUUCCAAAUUAUUCGGCGGUUCUACCACUGAUUACGGAGUUUCACACGCGGACGAAUUGCAAUAUCUGUUCCCGGUGGGUGAACAAUUAUUCCCAGAUGUACCGUUGUCUAAAGAAGAUCAUCGUAUAAUCGAUGUCAUGACCAGCCUCUGGUUCAAUUUUGCAAAUUCCGAGAAUCCGACGCCAAAGAUUACAAAGACAAUUCCCGCAAAGUGGAAUUCGGUGAAAACGUCGAACGAUUUCAAAUAUUUGUACAUAGCAAAAUCAAAAUUUGUCAUGAAGAAAGGUUUCCUCCCGGAGAGAAUGAAAUUUUGGGAUAGUUUGCCGGUGUAUGCGGAUCCUAAAAUGAAACAGAAAGUUAAGGAGGAGUUAUAAAUUAAAUCAUACUUGUAAUUAUAUACAAAUGUAAUCAUAUAUACAUGCAAUGAUAUGUAAGUAGUUA
Messenger RNA from Dinoponera quadriceps, 2488 nucleotides. RefSeq names its product venom carboxylesterase-6-like. The record is from RefSeq and is a predicted model, not a curated record. The transcript is spliced from 9 exons. Bases 529 to 2421 code for a protein of 630 amino acids. NCBI's taxonomy places the organism in Eukaryota, Metazoa, Arthropoda, Insecta, Hymenoptera, Formicidae.